Diutina rugosa is the source of this 669-nucleotide messenger RNA. Its product is annotated as CFEM domain-containing protein. The transcript has a single exon. The record is from RefSeq and is a predicted model, not a curated record. The coding region runs from base 1 to 669 and encodes 222 amino acids. Lineage: Eukaryota; Fungi; Ascomycota; Pichiomycetes; Serinales; Debaryomycetaceae.
AUGUUGUUUAAUGUCCUCUUACUUGCCGUGUCGGUGAUGGCCGACGCCCAGGCCGCCGUCACCGCCGCCAACGACUUUACGGUCGGCGACUUCCGCACCUAUCCCAAGGUGCCCAAGACGGCGACGUUCAACGGGUUUGCUGAUCCUAUCAUUGACAAAUUGCCUGACUGUGCCAAAGAGUGUGUCAAAGAAGACACUGGUUCGACCCCUUGUCCUUACUGGGACACGGGUUGUUUCUGUGUCAUGCCCCAGUGGGCUGGCCCUGUCAAUGAGUGCUUUGCUAAGUGCGAAAACCCCGACGACGUGAAAUUGGCGACGCUGUUGGCGUACUCGUUGUGUACCUCGGUUGGUGCGAACACGAUGAUGAUGCCUGGUACGGUGCUGGAACUUGUCCAGCUGGCAGCCAAUAGAGCCGUCAGUGGUGGCGAUGCUAAACUGACCGACGAUAAACUGGAAACCGCUUCCAAUUCAGGUAACUCGAACUCUGGCUCUAAUUCCGGGUCCGACACCGCGAGAGAGACGACCACCUCGCUGGGGCUGGAACUGAAACUGCUGGCGUCGCUGGCGUCGGCUACCGGUUCGCUGUCGUCUAAAGCUGGUGUCGCUGCCGCUGGUGUAGGUGCCGCUGGCUUAGCCGCCGCCGUGGGUUUCGUUGGUUUGUUAUUGUAA